Messenger RNA from Lasiosphaeria miniovina, 465 nucleotides. Its product is annotated as ankyrin repeat protein. NCBI's taxonomy places the organism in Eukaryota, Fungi, Ascomycota, Sordariomycetes, Sordariales, Lasiosphaeriaceae. The annotation marks the transcript as partial. The transcript has a single exon. The record is from RefSeq and is a predicted model, not a curated record. Gene Ontology annotation, molecular function: protein binding.
GCCGAGGACGAUUAUGGCUCGACACCGCUUCACCAAGCUUCUGAGUACGGCUAUGGCACACUUGUACAGCAGCUUCUCGAGGCCGGCGCCGAUACGAAUACCAAGAAUACGUAUGGCUGGACGCCGCUUUACCAAGCUUCUAAGAACCGCCACGAUACGGUCGUACAGCAGCUUCUCGAGGCCGGCGCCGAUACUAAUGCCGAGGACGAGGAUGGCUGGACGCCGCUUCACCAGGCUUCUAGGAAGGGCUACGAUACGGUCGUACAGCAGCUUCUCGAGGCCGGCGCCGAUAUAAAUGCCAAGACUAAGUACGGCUGGACGCCGCUUGACUGGGUUUCUAGGACCGGCUACGAUACGGUCGUACAGCAGCUUCUCGAGGCCGGCGCCGAUACGAAUACUAAGAAUACGUAUGGCUGGACGCCGCUUUACCAAGCUUCUGGGAACGGCCACGAUACGGUCGUAUAG